Molecule: messenger RNA, 2322 nt
Organism: Rodentolepis nana
Lineage: Eukaryota; Metazoa; Platyhelminthes; Cestoda; Cyclophyllidea; Hymenolepididae
Source: the annotation of a GenBank genome assembly
AUGUACUUUCAUAAUUUCGAAAGUUUGGCUGUUGUUCGUAGCGUGUGUCGACUCUCUGUGAUGGAAGAUAAGAACACGACUGAGUCAGGAAAAGGUCGGGUACGUUCUUUGAAGGAACUUUGUGCCGAAAGCAUUGCUAAGAACUUGACUGCCGUGGCAACGCAUUGCUCUGAUUGUGCCGUGGCGAAAUUGCGUUGGCGUUUUCCACAUUCCGGCUAUCGUAUCGCCUCGCCAGGGGCAGACAUGAUUAUGAAGAAGCUUGCGGACCUCAGAAUAUUGACCUCUGAACGUUUGGCUUUGUUUUCAAAGGACCAAGUUAAUCUGCAUUGCAUAACGCUCCGGGAUUCUCUAGAGUGGGCUUCAGUUUCGUCAAUUUUACGUGAUUUUACUCUCUUCGAUGUAACUGCUCGGAAUUCGACAUGUGUGCGUAUGGAAGAUAUUGCAUGGCAUUUCAAUGAAAGCACAAUUGAGAACCUCCAUACCCUUAAACUAGUGAAUAUGGGAAUCGGGGAGUCUAAGUAUCCCAUGAUUGCAGCAUUGGCACAGCUACAGAACUUACGCCAUUUGGAUAUCAGUCAGUCAAGUUUCGAUAAUGACUGUCUCUAUAACCUGACAAGGGCGCUAACUCGACUGCAAUAUCUCGAUAUCUCAGAGACUGCAGUCACGGAUAUAACCUUCUUGGUGGAGUUGAGAGAAAACCUCACUAGCCUUAAAAUGCAUGGACUUAAGAUAAAUGAAAGGAGCUUGUGUGAGGCAGCACUUUCGACAAUUUUGGAGCUGAAAGAACUCCGAGUGCUUGAUAUUUCCCGCACACUGCAGCGGCCUUACCAUCGGUUUCCUGCAGUUGGCCAGUUGAUUGAGCCUGGCCGUUUCCCUCACUUGGAAUAUUUCGACAUGAGUGGCAAUCUUUUUGGCUUAACCGUCAAAGAUGUCGAGACAUUUAUUACGAAUAACAUGAAUUUGAAAUUCCUUGGGGUUGCCCAUGGCAUUGAUCAAUUGGGAAUUGGAAGGCUUCCCACCAAAUAUCCAAACAUUGAGCUUGUAGUCAAAGUUUUGAAGGAAGUAUUGGAAAAUACUGGAAACGUCUACAUGAAAGCUGUAAGGCUUAUCCGUGAGAGACUUGUAAGGGGGGCGUUGAGUGAAAUUACAACUGAAGUUCUAACGGAAAUAGUAAAUUAUGCCCUAUUUAUAAUGGAGUUCCAUUGGGGUGGCAGACAUGAUGAUGACGACGACAGUAACCGUGAGAAUGUGAUGAUUGAUGGUAAUGACGAUAAUGAUGCUGAUGGUGAUAAUUUGGAUAAGAAUUCUAGUGGUUAUGACGCGGAUAAUGACGGUGAAGGUGAUGAAGAAGAGACCAAUACUGAACCUUCUAUUGAACAUGAUGAGUUUGAUGAUUCUGGUGAUUUGAACCACAAAGCAGCUUCUACUGUUCUUUACAAUAACAUUGAAGAUGAUAGAAGGCCUUAUGACUACCUUCUUUUCUAUCUUCAUGGUGGUUUAUCAGAUGUCACUUCUUCCAAUCAUGGCGACUACUAUAAUCCUGACAAGACAGCAGACGGUGACGUUGAAGAUAAUAGCCUUUUACUGAGUGAUGAUAGUGAUUCGACCUAUGUCCCUUCUUCUCCUUCCAUUUAUGAUGACUAUUAUGAGGAUGAUGAUGACGACGAUUUUAGUGGAUCAUAUGACUAUGAAAGUGAAGAAUAUUCUUCAGACGAAUCUGACGCUGAGGAUGAAGAUGAGGCUGAUGACCGGUAUCUUACUUAUGGACAUAGCAAAGAAGGCAUUUUUAUUAAAUUUUUGAAAACAAUCUUUCGUGUUGGCAGAGUUAAAUAUGAAUACAUAAGAAUCAGCCUUGCCGUUUGUAAAGUCCUCAAAUACUCCGACGAAUCGGAAACGAGAGAUCACGCAUUAAGACUUCUGUUGGAUAUCUGUGGAAGGAUGCCCAAAAGCAUAUUGACUGAACUCGCCAUACAUUCCACCUUGAUGGAGACAUUAAUCAAAUGUGCUGUUGAAAUGCACUUCUCGGAGGAAUUUGUUGUUGAGUGGAUAACAGGUCGAAAUGACAAGAAAUUGUCUUAUCUCGGCCAUCCAUUUCGUCAAAUGGAUGGAAAUGGCUACCUCAUUUUUUCAAUUCUCAAAAAAAUGCUUUGGUCUGGACAUGAAGUACAAAAACGCUUUGUUCAAUGUGGAGGUUUCGAAGUAUGCCAGGAAAUUCAAAAGGCAAUUUACUCAGACGAUGAAUUGGAUGAACUUUAUUUCGUUACAUUCAAAGUGAGAGAAAUUUUGAUCCGUGAAAGCAUUGACUACACAGAUUCAGAUUAG